Ornithorhynchus anatinus (platypus) is the source of this 2331-nucleotide messenger RNA. Its product is annotated as vomeronasal 1 receptor ornAnaV1R3031. Gene Ontology annotation, biological process: G protein-coupled receptor signaling pathway. NCBI's taxonomy places the organism in Eukaryota, Metazoa, Chordata, Mammalia, Monotremata, Ornithorhynchidae. Gene Ontology annotation, molecular function: pheromone receptor activity. The coding region runs from base 944 to 1876 and encodes 310 amino acids. The transcript has 5 exons. The record is from RefSeq and is a predicted model, not a curated record. Gene Ontology annotation, cellular component: membrane.
GAGAGUAAAACCCAGCAGAAUUAGCAGACUCAUUCCUUUUCCCUAACAAGUUUACAGGCCCUCCCUUCUCUUCCCGCUGAUCUAUUACCAUCCCCUCCUUUCGGUCUCUUCUCUCCUUCCCUUCUCCCCCCGUCUUCCUCUGAUCAUCUUUCCCUCCCUUCUACCUCCUGUCUCCUUCCCUUCUGCCCCCUCUCUCCCGCCCCUCCCUCUCCAGUUCACAUUCACUCAGUAUUUCAGUUUUCCAAAUAAAUGUGUGUUAGGAGACUCUGUUGACAUUACUCUUGCCAUCACGGCUCAUCUUGACUAAGUGAGAACUGACAGGUUGGACGAGCCUCACAGUAUCUAUUUUUCUCCAUCAAUCCGAGACAACAAAACAGUCACUGACUGGAAUAGUAUCAGUAGUUUUCUUUGACAAGGCUUCCUUCACCGUUUUUUUUUUAGUGAUUAAAUGACGGGCAGAAGAGCUGAGGAAAUGUAGGUUUGGCAUCACAGUGGCUUUCCCUUCCUGCUCAGUGGCUCCUUGUGACCUUGAAGAUGAUUGGAUAGAAAUUCCAAUGAUACUAGUAAAGAAAAAAGGAGAUUUCUACAGUUUGGUGUCGGGGAAGAGAGGCAAAUCUAACUGGGGUCAGAGUUCAGCAAGCAGCAGCAGCCUGGUCAAUGGUUGGAGAGAAAAGUCUCCUGGGGUAAUGGAGCGACAAUGACAGUGGCCCAGAAGAAGCUGCUUCUUGUUCCCUCUCAGGCAAUCUCCUGCCACCAGGGCCACUGCAGAGAUCCCAUUUCUCAUAGGAACAGUACAGGUUCAGAAAAUAGGAUCAACAGGGCCAUAGAGAUCCAUGCUUCUGUCUCUGAGGUCCUGUUGUAGGCAGAGAAGGCAACAGGGAGCAGAGCAGCGAAGGUUGCUCUGCAAGUGGCCUUCUCUGGGUCUAAAAGAAAAUUCAAGACAAUGGAUGCCACUGAGAUCUCUUUUGGGAUCUUGUUUCUGCUACAGAUCAGCACUGGAGUCUCAGUGAAUGGAUUCCUCCUCCUCUUCUAUACCCAUAUGGUCUCCACCAGUCAGAAGUUCAGCUCCUCAGACUUAAUUCUUUCCCACCUAGCUCUGGCCAAUACCAUAGCACUUCUCACACUUGGAAUUCCAGAGACCAUGUCAGUAUGUGGUCUGAGAAAUUUCCUAAACAAUGUUGGAUGUAAAAUCCUCUUUUACUUUUAUCGAGUGGGCCGGGGCCUUGCCAUCUGCACCACCUGCCUCCUGAGUGUCUUCCAAGCCAUCACUAUCAGUCCUGGCACUGCCAGGUGGGCAGGAGCCAAAGUCAAAUUAUACAAGUGUAUCCUCCCCUCCUGUAUCCUCUUCUGGAUCCUCAAUAUGCUAGUAGAGUUUGAUAGAGUGAUGAACAUGACAGGUCCCCAGAACAGCAGCAGUCUUCAAAGCCCAAUGGAUUAUAAAUACUGCUCGAGGCUUAGUCUCAGUGCAGUCACCACCCUGGUAUAUGCUGUUGCACUUUCCCUUCAGGAUCUGGUCUUUGUAGGGCUUAUGAGUACAGCCAGUGGCUAUAUGGUGUUUGUCCUGCACAGACACCACCGGCGAGUCCAGCACCUUCAUAAACCAAGCAACUCCCCCAGAGUGAUGCCUGAAGUCAUAGCAGCCAAGAGAGUCAUUGCCCUGGUGACUCUCUUCGUCCUCCUCUAUGGGCGACAGUCAGUCAUGCUGAAUAUUAUAAUGAACAUGAAAGAAAAGUCGCCUCUCCUGCUGAAUAGCCACAUGGUUUUUGCACACACCUUUGCAGCCUUAAGUCCAUGCCUAGUGAUUCAUAGUGACAGGAGAAUGAGAAUGUUCUGGAAAAGGGAAUCUGCUGCUUCCAACAUAGAUUCCUCCUCAUAGGGUCCCAAACAAGCCACUUUCUCUCUCAGUGAUUUCCCCUGAUUUGGUUAGGGCAGGUACUUACUGAGGUUUUGGAUCCUGUACUGUACAGGGCAAUUUGAAGGUAACUGGAGUGGCAGGAAGGGUGACAUCUUUUGCAGGUACCAUAGAACAAGGCAAGCUUCAAUUAAUCCAUCUUAUUAUUGAGGGCUUACUAUGUGCAGAGCACUGUACUAAGCACUUGGGAGAAUACAAGAAAAAUGAAUUAGUAGACAGGUUCCCUUUCCAUAACAAGCUUCAAACGGUAGAUGAUAUAAAUUCUUACCUCAAGGUGGAAUGGGGGGAAAGUGACAAAUUAUCUCUUGACUCUUCCAAGAUGGCCACUUUUCUAAGCAUUUAAGAUGGAACACAUCUUUUUCAUUACUUUUUAUGAUAUUUGUUAAUAGCUUACUUUGUGCCAGGUGCUGAACUAAGUG